AUGGACAUGGAGAACGAAGUAUUUCUGUUCUGUGGAGCGAAAACGUCUCACCAUUACAAUAAGUUUUUUCAUCCGAACCUCUGUCAUGUUUGCAAGAGGAGAAGACUAGGGGCCAAGUUGAUAAAAUGCGACCGGUGCUUCCUAAUAUCUUAUUGCAGCGAGGAGCACAGAAAUCUACACUUAUCGCAACACCACGAGCUUUGCGUGGCCGCGGAAAAGUUCCUGAAAAUGAACUCGGGCUGGUUCAAUCGCCGUUUAACUAUGAACGAAUGGUUGGCCGCACAGAAUGCAUUUUUGUUGUCGGUCCAACAGACCAUACAUCGUAAAUGCGAGCUAUACGAGGAGGAGAUGUUCUUAUUCGCGAGAUCGUGCCUCAUUUGCCACAAACAGACUGAACUGUACACCUGCGACUCUUGCUUCUCCGCCGACUAUUGCUUGGAUCACUUAGAAGAAUUCAUACAACAUCACAAGCAAGUCUGUGAUAACUUGAUACUGUGGCUCAAUCUGGAGUUCACAGAUAAGGAAAUUAAAAGUGUGAUGCCGCUACCGUGGAAAUUCAUAAGGUUUCCUGACAAGGACAAACCUUUUAAUGAUAUGGUAACCUUCGUCAUGCAAUAUGUAAAGGAUGAAACGGACGGAUUGAAUGAAUGGUUCGCCCCGGAUUAUAUCUGUACUGAUUACGUGUCAGGACCGCUGACGCUGCAUCACGGGAUGUGGGAAGCGAACUUGUCGCACUACCUAGAAACCGAAUCUAUCUAUAUCAUUCAUGUCGUAGCCGCGAAUUCCACAGAUAAAAACGGUUUGCCAGCUUGGGAAAUAUUGUUACACCUUUUACCCAAGAUAAAGGUGUUGAUCAUCGUAAUGAUAGGACCAGAAUUACAAAUGGAGUUUGGUAUGCAUAACAUUUGUCCCGGUUGCAAUAUUAACGGAAAGAAGUUGAUUUACGAAUGUUGCCCUAUGUUGUAUCACGAUUACGUAAGCAACGUGAUGUACAGGAAACCGAACAUAAUCGUAGGAUUUCAAGCAACAUUAAAAUGUGGAUCGUCAUGGCCGAAGAGUAUCCAAGCAAUGCAGACUCAGAACUGCCCGUUACUUUUAACCGCUUAUACGUUAAUUGCAGCGAAAGAAGAAAUAGAUACGGUGCAACAAGUUCUGGGAACAAAACCCGUUCUCUUCGUCACAAAUAAAUUCAAGGCUCUAAGGCCAAUUAGAAGUUUUAAUUCUGUAAUUUAUCGUAAUGCAUACUUAAUCAUCUACAAGAAAUUAUAUGAAUUUAACCAUACAUAA
Molecule: messenger RNA, 1287 nt
Organism: Dinoponera quadriceps
Lineage: Eukaryota; Metazoa; Arthropoda; Insecta; Hymenoptera; Formicidae
Exons: 1
Coding region: 1-1287 (428 amino acids)
Cellular component (GO): extrinsic component of mitochondrial inner membrane
Source: RefSeq, a predicted model, not a curated record